This is a messenger RNA of Meloidogyne enterolobii, 1671 nucleotides long. NCBI's taxonomy places the organism in Eukaryota, Metazoa, Nematoda, Chromadorea, Rhabditida, Meloidogynidae. The record is from the annotation of a GenBank genome assembly.
AUGGUAAAUCAUCAACCAACAGAAAUAUCUUCAUCUUCUUUACCCACAACUUCAAAAGAAAAUUUAAUUAAUUCAAAACAUGAUUGUAAAAAUUGUUGUUCACAUUGUGAGCUUUUUUGUAAUGAAAUGAGGCAAUCAAUGACUAGAUUAGACAAUAAAUUGGAUAGAUUGUCUGAGCAGUUGGCACAAAUCGUGGGUGUUGUUGUUGGGUUUCAUUCGACGACUGAUAAUAACAAUGGUUUGUCCAACAUUCUGGAAAACAAUUUACAAAAUGGAAAUUCUUCUUCUUCAUUUCCACCUUCACAACAAUCAAAAGUUUCAUCAACAAAAGAAUCAAAUCAUCAACAAACAGAAAAUUGUAAUCCUUUGAGUCAAGCAAUAAUUAAUUCAAGUAGUCGUUCAACAUCUCCACAAUCAAUAAUUGAUGAAAGAGAAGAGGGAGGAGGUGGUGGUGGAAGGGGGGAAGGAAAUGGGGGGAAUUUAAAAAUAAAUGGAAAUUUAAAUAUUGGAAGUCGAAAACGAAAAAGGGAUGUUAGUCGGAAACAGUCAACAACAACAAUUAAAAAAGGAAUGGCAACAAUGCAAUUACCAGCAGAAUUAAUUGGAAUAUUGCCACAACAACCUUCAACUACUGAGGAACAAAUUAAUUCAUUCCAAUUCUCUUCUUCUGAUCAUCUUCAAAACAUUUCAUCAACAGAUUUACUUAAUUCAAAAAGUACAACAGACGAAUUAUUAGCCCAUUUACUUUCUAUGAGUACAACAACCACCACAAACAUUCCUCAAAGCAAUCCUUCAUCUCCAAGUAUAACAACAACAAUUCCUCUCCCACCUCCUCCUCUUCCUCUACAACCACCAACAUCUUUAUAUCAAAUACUUUUUCAAACUAAAGAAGAAAAUUUUGAAGAAACCCAUCAAAAUAAUUUUGAAAAUUUGGAAGAAGAAAAUAAUGCUGUUGAAUGUUCUCCUCCGACAGAAGAAAAUUGUUCUUUAGAAAUUCCCCAAACUUCAAAUUUGUUGGCUGGACUUUUUGGGAAUGGAGGAAAUAUUGAAGAUUUUGGAGGACUUGUAGUAAAAAGUGAAAUAACUGAUAAUGAAAAUAGUGAAUAUAGUAAUGCUAUUUUGGCUGAUACAAGUAGUGGGUCUCCACAGAUUGAAAAUCAGCUUGAAAAUGGUGCCAAUUCAACAUCAACAACAACAUCAGUAUCUCGCUGCAAUAAUUGUUUUACAACAAAAACAACAGCUUGGCGUCGUGAUGCUACUGGAAGUUUAGUCUGUAAUGCUUGCGGACUUUAUUUCAGAUUACACAGAACAAAUCGUCCAGUUCAUAUGCGUAAAGAUUUUAUUCAACAACGUUUUCGAAGAAAAAAUCAACAGCAGCAACAACAAAAUAAUUCAAGUUUUGUAAUAAAAAAUGAAAUAAAACAACAAAAUCAACAAUUAAUUAAUUUAGCCGUAAAUGGUUCUGCUGCAGCUGCUUUAGUUUUGGCUGCUUUGGAAGGUGGGGGAGGAGUAAAUAAUAAUGGAAGAAAGAAAAGUUUGGAAAAAGGCGGGGGAGAAGAAAUUAUUCGUGACCAACAACCCCAAUCUGUUUUGGAUGCAAAAAUGACUGCUGAAGCUUUUUUAAAUUCUACACACAUUUUAAAUGGAAUUUUGGAACAACAAAGUCAAUGA